Cercocebus atys (sooty mangabey) is the source of this 1936-nucleotide messenger RNA. It is a transcript of the gene DERL2, whose product is annotated as derlin 2. The coding region runs from base 54 to 710 and encodes 218 amino acids. The transcript has 7 exons. Gene Ontology annotation, molecular function: misfolded protein binding; ubiquitin-specific protease binding. The record is from RefSeq and is a predicted model, not a curated record. Gene Ontology annotation, biological process: endoplasmic reticulum unfolded protein response. Gene Ontology annotation, cellular component: endoplasmic reticulum membrane; Hrd1p ubiquitin ligase ERAD-L complex. NCBI's taxonomy places the organism in Eukaryota, Metazoa, Chordata, Mammalia, Primates, Cercopithecidae.
CGGGGCCUGCUGGCGGAAGGGGAAGUGAGGGGGGGCAGGCGACGGUGGGGAAGAUGGCGUACCAGAGCUUGCGGCUGGAGUACCUGCAGAUCCCACCGGUCAGCCGCGCCUACACCACGGCCUGCGUCCUCACCACCGCCGCCGUGCAGUUGGAAUUGAUCACACCUUUUCAGUUGUACUUCAAUCCUGAAUUAAUCUUUAAACACUUUCAAAUAUGGAGAUUAAUCACCAAUUUCUUAUUUUUUGGGCCAGUCGGAUUCAAUUUUUUAUUUAACAUGAUUUUUCUAUAUCGUUACUGUCGAAUGCUAGAAGAAGGCUCUUUCCGAGGUCGGACAGCAGACUUUGUAUUUAUGUUCCUUUUUGGUGGAUUCUUAAUGACCCUUUUUGGUCUGUUUGUGAGCUUAGUUUUCUUGGGCCAGGCCUUUACAAUAAUGCUCGUCUACGUGUGGAGCCGAAGGAACCCCUAUGUCCGCAUGAACUUCUUCGGCCUUCUCAACUUCCAGGCCCCCUUUCUGCCCUGGGUGCUCAUGGGCUUUUCCUUGUUGUUGGGGAACUCAAUCAUUGUGGACCUUUUGGGUAUUGCAGUUGGACACAUUUAUUUUUUCUUGGAAGAUGUAUUUCCCAAUCAGCCUGGUGGAAUAAGAAUUCUGAAAACACCAUCUAUUUUUCCUAGAAUCAGCUGUUUCUUCAAGGAGCCCUGGUUCCUUUAAAGUGGAGAAUGGUAUUUAGAAGCCAAGAUCUGGGUGCUAGAUGUGCUCAUUGCUAUUGGAGUGUUGCUAUUCCCAGAUCCUCUCAGUGAACAGAGCAGUGGAAUUAUAUGUAUGUAUGUAUGAUAAUGUAUACAAAUGUAUAUUUUUAGAUCUAUGUAUUUUUAAAAACAUGGGUUUAUACUAUACUCCCAUUUCUAGUACUACCUCAUGGUUCGUUCUAGCUUUUUUCCUAUUUGUUUCCUCCAGUAUUUUAUUAUGAAAAUUUCCAAACUUAUAGGAAAUCAGAAAAAAAUUGGAGUGAGCUUCAUGUAGCCACCACAUAGAUUCUGUAAUUAAUAGUUCCCUAUUCUUUUUGCACACCUACCCCUACAUCUAGCUUUCCAAUCCAAAAUGUAUGUGCCAUUAUAUGUAUACUUAAUUCCUUGUAUACUUGAGUAUGCAUAUCAGUAACUAGAGUUCAGUAUUUAUGUGCAACAAAAUCUUGAGUAUGUCAACUGAGUUUCUAUAAAUGCACACUUCUGUGUAUCUAUCAAGACAGAAAAUUACCAUCAAUCAGAACGUUCCCUGAUAUCCUUCCUUGUCAGUCAUUGCACCUGUCCCCCAAGAAGCAAUUGCUAUUCUGAUUUUGUUCCUCUGUAGAUUAGUUUUUCAUGUUGUGCAGCUUCAUGAGUAGAAUCGUACAGUAUGCAUGUACUCUUUGGUAAAAGGCUUCUCUCAUUCAACAUAAUGUUUUUGAGACUCAUCUGUGUUCUUGUAUUUAUUGGUAAUUUGUUCCUUUUUAUUGCUGAGUGUUAUUUGGUUGUGUGAAUGUACCACUGCUUUCCAUCUGCCCUUUCCAUCUGUCCUAACCUGAUUCUUAUUAUGAUUAAUGUUUUACCUACCUAAUUACCACUCAUAUGUAACCAGUCUUUUGUGAUAGUCUCCACCUCCCCCAUAUGGAUGCCUUGCUCAUCUCACUCACCCUCAGAUUCCCCAGACCAGGCUGCCCUCUUACGGGGAUGCCUCCCCACCCUACUCAGGCUAACAUCUCGUCGGGCCACCUCCAUGUGUGCAUGGUCUGAUGGGGCUCUUGACUCCCUAUACCAGGCUGUGCCCCCACCCCCAUCCUGCUAAUGUUUGGGCAGUAGAAGGGGUCUCAGUUUUGUUUUUGUUGUCAUUGCUACGGAUGCUCACUCUGUUGCCCAGGCUUGAGUUCAGAGGCUCAGCCUCGGCUCACUGCAACCUUC